UGCACAAACUUUUGGCUUCAGUCCCUCCUGUUGCUGUGGUAUUUCUCUGUCCCUUCACUUCCCAAUACACUGGUGUGCGUGAGCGCGCGCACACACACACACACACACAGAGCUGCUUUCUGUCUGGGAGUCCUGGGACAACUCGGAUGGGAUUCUGAGCUGGGAGGAACAGGAGAAGGAGCAAAGGUGGAGGCUGGUUCCCCUCUCAGGUCCCGGCUGUGUGGGCUUCCCCGCCACUGUCCCGGGGACCGGAGGCAUGGAGCUGAGCUGACCACGGGAGCCGAGCUCGGGACUGAGGGAGACUUAAAGCCCAGAGAGGAAGUGUGAGUUGCCUAAGUUCAUACAGCAAGUUAGAGACUCCGCUCCAUUGCUUAUUGUAUUGCUCCGCGGCCUCCCGGUCCAUCACGUCGCCAUGGACAGAAAAGUGGCAGUCCCCGAGGACGGGCCUCCCGUGGUCUCCUGGCUCCCUGAGGAGGGAGAGAAGUUGGAACAGGAAGGCGAGGACCAGGUGAAGGAUCGGGGCCAAUGGACCAACAAGAUGGAGUUUGUGCUGUCAGUGGCCGGGGAGAUCAUUGGGCUGGGGAAUGUCUGGAGGUUUCCCUAUCUCUGCUACAAAAAUGGAGGUGGAGCCUUCUUCAUCCCCUACUUCAUCUUCUUCUUCACCUGCGGCAUCCCAGUGUUCUUCCUGGAGGUGGCGCUGGGCCAGUACACCAGCCAAGGCAGCGUGACAGCCUGGAGGAAGAUCUGUCCCCUUCUCCAGGGCAUUGGUCUGGCUUCUGUGGUUAUCGAGUCCUAUCUGAACAUCUACUACAUCAUCAUCCUGGCCUGGGCCCUCUUCUACCUGUUCAGCUCCUUCACCUCUGAGCUGCCCUGGACGACCUGUAGCAAUAGCUGGAACACAGAGCAUUGCAUGGACUUUCUGAACCGCUCGGGAGCCCGCACAGCAACCCCCUCUGAGAACUUCACCUCACCUGUCAUGGAAUUCUGGGAGAGACGUGUUUUGGGCAUCACCUCAGGCAUCCAUGAGCUAGGAGCCCUGCGCUGGGAGCUGGCCCUGUGCCUCCUGCUGGCAUGGGUCAUCUGCUACUUCUGCAUCUGGAAGGGGGUCAAGACCACAGGCAAGGUUGUUUAUUUCACAGCCACGUUUCCCUACCUGAUGCUGAUCAUCCUCUUGAUCCGAGGCAUCACCCUUCCUGGAGCCUAUGAGGGCAUCAUCUAUUACCUGAAGCCAGAUUUGCUUCGCCUCAAGGACCCCCAGGUGUGGAUGGACGCGGGCACCCAGAUCUUCUUCUCCUUCGCCAUCUGCCAGGGGUGCCUGACCGCCCUGGGCAGCUACAACAAGUACCACAACAACUGCUACAGGGACUGCAUCGCCCUCUGCUUCCUCAACAGUGCCACCAGCUUCGCAGCCGGGUUCGUGGUCUUCUCCAUCCUGGGCUUCAUGGCCCAGGAGCAGGGGUUGCCCAUCUCCGAAGUGGCCGAGUCCGGUCCUGGUCUGGCCUUCAUCGCCUUCCCCAAGGCUGUGACAAUGAUGCCCUUAUCGCAGCUGUGGUCCUGUCUUUUCUUCAUCAUGCUCAUCUUCCUAGGGCUGGACAGCCAGUUUGUCUGUGUGGAGUGCCUGGUGACAGCCUCCGUGGACAUGUUCCCCAGUCAGCUCCGGAAGAGUGGGCGGCGAGAGCUCCUCAUCCUGGCCAUUGCAGUCGUGUGCUAUCUGAUCGGGCUCUUCCUGGUUACGGAGGGCGGGAUGUAUAUCUUCCAGCUGUUUGAUUAUUACGCUUCCAGUGGCAUAUGCCUGCUCUUCCUGGCCAUGUUUGAAGUGCUCUGCAUCAGCUGGGUGUACGGGGCAGAUCGUUUCUAUGACAACGUUGAGGACAUGAUUGGCUACAGGCCAUGGCCCUUGGUGAAGAUCUCCUGGCUCUUUCUGACCCCUGGACUUUGCCUGGCCACCUUCCUCUUCUCCUUGAGCAAGUACACACCUCUCAAAUACAACAACAUCUACGUGUACCCUCCCUGGGGCUACUCCAUCGGCUGGUUCUUGGCUCUCUCUUCCAUGGUCUGCGUCCCACUCUUUAUCAUCAUCACCCUUCUGAAGACCCAGGGUUCCUUCAAGAAGCGCCUGCGACAGCUCACCACCCCUGACCCCAGCCUGCCACAGCCCAAGAAACACCUGGAUGGUGGUACCAGCCAGGAUGGCGGGCCUUCUCCAGCAAGGGAGGGGCUAAUAGUUGGGGAGAAGGAGACCCACUUGUAGGAUGUGGGCAGCAGCCGGGUGGCUAUGGGGCCAGGAACCUCUGUCAGGGCCACCACAGUGGACAGCCUUCGCCUCUGUCCCUCACCGCUGUCUGGCUGGGAACCUCUGUGAUGUCCGUGGGCGCCCCCAGCCAGAGGCCAGGCCGCUCUCUCUCCUCAGCUGGGGCAGCUCCUUCUGGAGGGCGAGAGGCGGUCCCGCUGCAACACGCCAUCCUGUUGGAACAUACCUUCUUAUUUAUAAAGGAGGGUGGUCUUUUUUGAGUCCACCAUCUGAUUCUAACACAUUACGCUGUGUGGGAGCUCCCACUGUAGGGGUGUUCCAGCUUCCUGUAUUUGCGCGUUGGGAGGGUAGCGCUGACGGGAAUACGUAUCACACUUUGACUUGGAGAGCCUGAUGGAACGCAACGUGUUGGAAGUGACAACUGAACACGCCACAUUGGAUUCUGGCAUUCCAUUAGAGGGGGUCCUUCCCUAGGCUUGGUGUUCUGGAGUCCAUGGGGAAGGAAUUAGAGAAACAAAAAGCCUUCACAAGCCAUCAUGGUCUUGAGUUUUCCUGGAGGCCUCUCAAGGUGUCCCUGGUUCCACACUCCUCCUGCAAUAUGUGUCCUCAACUCACAGAGCAUUGGAAUGGAAGGAACUUAGAGAUGAUCCCUAGACUGUUCUGUGCUUUCCUGUGCCUGAGGCAGACAUUGCUAAUUGAUUACGGAGUCUUUCCCACCUCACAGUCCUUCCAAAUACAGUGCUCCAGGAAGCUCCAUUUGCCACCCUGCUUUUGUCCAGCCUCCUGACUUCAUGGGUGAGGAAACUGAGGACCAAAGAGAAAGUGACUUUCUCACGUUCACAUAGCUAUGCCUAAAACCUGGUUUCCUUUUUUCAGGCCAGGGUUCUUCCCAUGAAACCCUCCUGCCUUAGUUAACAAGCAUGUAUGGAUCGCCUGCUACCCUGUGCUAGUCUUCUCUGCCUCGCCCUGUUCCUGUUUAGUCUGCUGUCUUGGGGUGGGAGGGAGAGGGUCUCCUCUGUAGAGUGCUGAGCAGCUUUCCCCACUUUGGCAUCCCUACCUUGGCAUUUCCUCUGCCAGCCCAUACUCCUCUGACCAGAUUUCCUUCUGGACCCUUUCGUUCUUGCCAUUUUCCAUCUCCUCUGCCUCCGGAGAUUCCUCGGAGUGUGUGAAAGCCCGCUGGUCUCCCGCAGAGAGGGGGGCAUUGCGUGUGGGAUGCUCUCCUCUCCCCAGGUCGCCAUAAAAUGAUGCCAGGUCCUCCCAAAGGCAAAAGAGGAGAAGGAGUAGGGGUGGGGGAGGGCCACUUCGGGACGGUGGCCUGGGGCAGGACGUGGGAGCUGGAAGAAGGGAAGCUGCCCGUAUACACCUGUAUAUCUAUAGAUAGCCAUCUGCAGUGAUGCAUGGAUAGAUGUCACCCAGAGUCACUGCCCAGUAGCCAGAGUAAAAAUCUAUGGUCCAGCCAGGGUGAGUUCCACCCUCAGAGCACCCAGCAUCCUUCCCCGUGAUCUGUCAGGGCUUCUCUGCUGGGCACAACCAGACAUCCAGACCCCUGGGUUCUGCCUCCCUCAGACUGCUCUGCACAUCUGUGCUCGCUUUGGUAGGACUAGCUAGUGGGUGGAAAAGGAGGUCCAGGAGAAAGGGAUAGAGAAACUGCUUCCGCCAGGUUGACCCUGGGGGACCUGUGGCGCAGGUGUGCUGCUUUCUGCUGCCGCCUGGUGGCAGAUGGGAGCAGAGCCGCCUUCCCCGGCCCGGCCUCAGCCUCUGGGGCUCUCACCCCUGCCCUCGCUGACUGGCUGGCUGAGCAUUUCUUUCCUGUGCAAGCUCACGCCCUCUGGAAACGAAAUACUUCCUAUAUCCACCCGUGGCCUCAGCAGGGCUCCCCAGUACGGUUGGCUUGUUUUGGGGGAGCCCAGCUGCAAGGGCAUGGGGACUAAGGUCAGCCAGGCUCCUCAGCUCCCUGCCUCCUCCCCAGAGCGUGCUGUGCUUUUGAGCCUGGGCCCUUUCAGCCUGGACUGUGACGUUGUCUGUUGUAGGCGGUUGCCCUGUUCUGCACACUGAGGGGACACCAGCUCUCCCCAGCUCACUGGGCCCUGAGCCUCAGUCUUGAUCUCUGAAGUUGCAGACACCAUUGCCCUCCCCACAUAAACUCACCAGGACUCUCAGCUGCUCCAGAUCCCUUGGCUUUAUGCUCACAGCCUG
Molecule: messenger RNA, 4447 nt
Organism: Mirounga angustirostris (Northern elephant seal)
Lineage: Eukaryota; Metazoa; Chordata; Mammalia; Carnivora; Phocidae
Gene: SLC6A12
Product: solute carrier family 6 member 12
Exons: 16
Coding region: 413-2251 (612 amino acids)
Biological process (GO): sodium ion transmembrane transport; neurotransmitter transport
Cellular component (GO): plasma membrane
Molecular function (GO): gamma-aminobutyric acid:sodium:chloride symporter activity
Source: RefSeq, a predicted model, not a curated record